CACUGAACAGAACCAGACAGGAAGACAAAAAGAUAGACGGAGAUAGCUCAACCAAGCUAAGAUGGAAUACAAUUCACUGCUACGAAGCCCAAAGAAAGAGGAGAGACAAGUACCCGAAUAUGUCUUCCCCGUAUCACCGGAUUUCUCCAACCAUGAUUUCAAUGUUUUGGAUGAACUGGGCGACGGCGUUUUAUGCUCUGAACAGGACCACAGAAAACUACAGAAUAGUCUUUAUGGUAGCCAGCUUAAUUGGGACUUCAUGGAAUUGGAGGGUUUCUCAGCUGUCGAUGCAGAGGAACCAGAAGUAGCAGACGAUGACGAAGGAGAAGAAGAAGAUGAGGAGGAAGAGGAGAAGCGGAUGAGAAGCAAAUGCCUUGUGGAAGACGACAAGAUUAUAAAGAGAGAAAACGGAGGCCUCUGGGAGGAAGACGAUGAGAAGAUGACGUCUUUGAAAUUGAGCUUGAACUAUCAAGAGGUUUUGGAUGCAUGGUCUGACCGUGGCCCUCUCUGGGCCGACGAUUGUUCUCUUUCAAUGCCUUCCAACGUUAACAAUGGCUUCUGCUAUAUGGGAGAAGUUCCAACGGUGCAGGAAGAUAGAAGCAGAAGGAAUGCGAGUGUUAGAAGGUACAAAGAGAAGCGUCAGAGCAGACUGUUCUCCAAGAAGAUAAGAUACCAAGUCCGAAAACUAAAUGCUGAUAAAAGACCCAGAAUCAAGGGUCGCUUUGUGAAGAGACUUUAAAAGAUGGAGAACGUAAGGGGUGGGAGGAGGAGGGGAGACCAAAAUAUCUCUCAAAAAUAUCUCUCAGAUUCCUUGUA
Messenger RNA from Neltuma alba, 816 nucleotides. RefSeq names its product protein CHLOROPLAST IMPORT APPARATUS 2-like. The record is from RefSeq and is a predicted model, not a curated record. Bases 62 to 739 code for a protein of 225 amino acids. NCBI's taxonomy places the organism in Eukaryota, Viridiplantae, Streptophyta, Magnoliopsida, Fabales, Fabaceae. Gene Ontology annotation, biological process: regulation of DNA-templated transcription. The transcript is spliced from 3 exons. Gene Ontology annotation, cellular component: nucleus. Gene Ontology annotation, molecular function: protein binding.